Porites evermanni is the source of this 36935-nucleotide messenger RNA. The record is from the annotation of a GenBank genome assembly. NCBI's taxonomy places the organism in Eukaryota, Metazoa, Cnidaria, Anthozoa, Scleractinia, Poritidae.
AUGUCAUUUGUUGAAAUUAUCACCAAUGAAGAAAGUAGAAUGACUUGGCUAACUGAAAUGGACUCAUUUGAUGGGACAACAGAGAUUAACAAAAAAAAGAACCGAGGUUUGCUGAUUGAAAGGAAAAGCAAACUUUGCUCAAAUGUUAAAUGUCUGAUGCUUCUUAUUGUCUUGCUGGUUAUAUGCUGUCUUAUUUUACUGAAUCUGUACCUGAUCGAGCGCGCCAAAAAAGCCGAAGUAGAGACUCCAGAAGAGCUAGUCAAUUCAUCACUUGGUGUUCCUAAACAACAAAGACAGUAUGGAGGAUCGUGUUGGUCAACAGAUUGCUUACAUGCAACGUCAGGUAUGAGUAAUUACUUGCGUUUCUGUAGCGCAAAACUUAGCCACUUAUGAUAAAUAUGUUUGUUACGUAAUAAGAAGCCAAGCUAGUCUUACAUCUGCCUAACACUCUUCUAGAAGGAUAAAAGGGGGAAAAAGGUUAGUUCUAGUUUUCAUCAGCCUGUAUCAUUUACCACCAAGGUCACUCGAGGCACAUGACGUCCUUCUAAGGCUAUAUUUGGGUUUUGUUUUAUGCUUAGAGAAUAUCUUAUCAAGUUCCUUUCGUUUGAAAUUUGAUUAUCGCUAAUCCGAGAUUAAAAGUUUGCCGAGGAAUAGGAUAUCAAAAAUGUUUUCCAAAUACGUAACUGGUUCUAUUUGACAUUACGAUAAAAAAAAAAUGCAAUCGACGCUAUUGGAAAUAAGACUUGGACAUCGUCAAAGACUUUAAGACUUUGGCUAUGUUUUGAGAACAUUUAAAGAGAUAUAUUAUUUGUACUAGCCUGAUGAAUUUCUUCAGGAGACUUGAGUGGCGAUUUGAUUCAAAUUUUAUCUAAAAAAAGAUUUAGAGAGAAAAAAAUAACAGACCUUUCGAGACCUUCGGUAAGGAUCCAUUUCUCUUUUGAAAUUGCGCAAGACAGUUGUUGGUUAAGAGCUAAAGGUUGGCACUUUGUUGAGCACUAUCCAUGACCCAGCGCGCGUCCUAAUCCCACCCCACAGAAACACUGGAACCAUAUGACAACAAAGAGAACGCGGGAAGCGUGGCAAUCUGUCAAAAGAUGGCCGGGAGCUUGAAUUGCGUUUGAAAUAAAUUUUGAAUUUGUACUAUUUCCGAAAGCUCUUUUGAGACUUAGGUGGACGGAUGAGAGACAAAUGAAAAGUAGUGAUUUGCCUGACGUUGGACUACAGUCGUUUUGGUAUUUAAAAGUUGGUUAUGGUUGCGUGGUUUGUGUCCCUAAAACAAGUCGACAAGUGAGGAGUGAGCAAGUCUAAUUUAUAAUUAUCAUAAAAAAUCUCCCAGAAUCCUUUGAGGCAAUUUUCUAUUUUAUUCGGAGAAGCCUGUCAGACAACAACAAGAUAACAUUUGCCAUAAAAUAUCUUCCCAUGUCACAUCUAAGGUAACGACGUCAUCAGUCAUGUGACUAUUUCCGAUUUAGGUUUUUUGUUGCUGUGACAAGAUUUCAUUAACGAGUUAAAAACAAAUAACAAAUUUGAGGUUUUAGUUGUGUGGGGCAUUUAAAAAUAACCAGUUGACGUAAGGCAUUUAAAAUUUAAGGGGGGAGGGGGUAAUGAACAUGAGCAAAAAAGUCGGGAGACUAGGCCGAGGGCUAUAGAGGGCCAACCUUUCAUUACAUGAUCAAAAGAGGGACAUGACGUCAUCAGUAACGUGAUCAAAGCGUUUUAAAUGUUUUGGUUCGUUUCUAAAGCACCUUUUUUGUCAUAAAUUGGCAAGUUUUUGCUGUUUUUCCCAACAAUUCUUUACGCUGUUUUGUCUCUGAGUAAUUAUUAUUUCAUUAGUCAGAAGUUCAAAAGUUGGGUAAAUUGACCGAUAUUGCAAGUUAAAAUCGAAAAGGAGACCUGCUUCUGAGACUUUUGUAAAAUCCUUUUACAACUUAACUGUUUGUUUGCCGAAAUAAAAGUUCAACAUUUGUUAAUAAAGGAGAACUUUUAAAGCUAAAAGGAUGUAUUUGGCGGCCAUAUUGUUUUCCUCAUUCCGGGGAGAGAGGUCAUGUACCAGCUCCUCUAGACCUAAAAGCUAACUGGUUUGCUACCCUAACCUAAAAAAAUGGAAAUAAUGAUGAACAAUGUUGUGUUGAUGUUUUCGCUCACAGAUUAAAAGACACAUUACGAGCUGGGAGAGAAUCGUACGGUCAUAAGGUUCAGUCGGCAGCUGCGCGAUCGAUAGUUCAUAGUUCAUUUCAAUAAAAGCAAAUGGAAUCACUUCUGACUAUAGCGGACAACCUUGAACUGUGAGUUGGUCGUAUAAAGAUGCGGCACCGAAAAAAGACGAAAAAGCUAGCCCUUUUUGAUCAAAUUAUUUUAAGGUUUAAACUCGAAGCUUUAUUUAGUGUAAAAUAACUAUAAUUUACUUUUACCGGUAUCACUUGUAAUAAUAACAAUAAUAAUAAUAAUAAGAAUAAUGAUAAUAAAAAUAAUAAUAAUAAUAAUAAUAAUAAUAAUAAAAAUAAUAAUACAAGGCAGACGUCUCAGGCAUUAAAAUGUCUGGAAUAGUAAUAUCUUAAAAAAAGUCUGGAAUAUCCGUUUUAUUGACCCGCUAUUCUCAUUCCGGAAUUGUUAGUGAAAUAUGUUCCAAGUAGAAUGAUUGGAUUAAUUAUUAUUCAUUCAAAAUAUUCCGCCGUUUCUGUGGCCCCAAUCUACCAGCUAAUUCUUCAUAACCAAGGGGCCCUUACCGUAAUAUUUGUAAGUUGCGAGCAACUGCAUACCUUCCAUCAGUUCACGGCUAUCCGAAGACGAAAUAGCUGAAUUUCUGACUAAACGUAAAUGGAAGAAAUGUAGCAGUACGCAAAACAUAUUGCAUACGUUGCACUUGUCAAAAUACAAGAGCCGCACGAGUUGCCAUAUUUACUCUUUUCGGUUAGCUUGUCACAGAGAGCGUUUUCUCCCUCAAUAACAGUCACCAUUUAAAGUCAUGGAUAACACACAAAAUUUAAUACUUUAAUAGUAAUGGGAAGAUCGUAUCAACUAUAAUGCCUGAGUAGACUGGAGUUUUGGGAGCAAGUUUAAACUAGGGGAGAGAUCUAAAUUUUCCGUCUAUUUUGUCCACUGAGAUUGCAGCUUUUCCUCACGUCCAAUCCGUAAUGAUUAUACUGUCACAGGCUUCUGUAUGGUCCACCUGUAUGGUCGAUAUGAAAAAGAAACUGCAAAAGAUCAACGCUUAUAGAACUCACCUACUCGAUUACAUCACGCCUGUUUUUGAAAAAUGUAUUUAUAAUCAACUUAUAUCUUAUUUUUCGUCUGAAAAUAUUAUCACUCCUACUCAAAAUGGGUUUAAGCCAGGCAGUACCACUGUGGACUGACGUCUUGUUGAUCUCAUUGAAGAAAUCUCUACCUCUCUAGAUCAAGGAGAUUAUGCUGUAAGAAUAUUUUUAGAUUUGAGUAAAGCAUACGGUACAGUCAAUCAUUCGAUUUUAUAUUGUCAAAGCUAUCGUUCUAUGGCAUUCAAAAACCUCAUAUCGACUGGUUCAAAUCGUAUCUUAACAAAAGAAAGCAGAGAGGUUUUGUAAAUGGUAACAUUUCUGACACCAUGCCAAUUUCUUCUGGUGUACCUCAAGGAUCAAUUUUAGGACCGUUGUUAUUCUUGAUAUAUAUAAACGACUUUACUCAAUCUUCUGAUUUCUUCUCCAUGAGACUAUAUGCAGACGAUACCUCUUUAACAGCUUCAGCUAAAAAUACAGAUGAACUCUUAUUAAAGAUAAAUAAAGAACUACCUAAUAUUUAUGACUGGCUAUGUGCAAAUAAAUUAACCUUAAAUCUAAGAAAAACUAAAUAUCUUAUCUUUCAACCUCGUCAGAAAGUAGAUUAUAAUUAUUACCUCCGCUAUCGAUAGCUGGCCAAUGACCAUUUUGACUAUGUUUGUGAUAAAGUCAGUAAUAGUAUUACUAUUAUGACAAAGAUAAAAAGUUAUCUAGGAAAUCAAUGUUUAACUAGUAUUGACUAUUCUCUUGUUUACCCAUAUCUCAUAUAUGGUUGCUAUUGUGGGGAAAUAAUUAUGAUAAUCCAUUAUCACAGCUCAUACGUCUACAAAAUAAAGCAAGUAGAAUAAUGAAUGACGUUCCUUUACGAGAUCAUAUCACUCCUCAUUAUGUUCAUCUAGAUUUAUUAAAUUUCGUGAUAUUGUUAAAAUUUACAAUUGUUUGUUUUUAUAUGAUUUUGUCUCUGAUAAUAAGCCGUGUAAUUUUCCAUUAUUUCUUGUAUCUGAGCAACAUAAUUAUUUUACACGAAGUGCAUCUGCUCAGCAAUUACACAUUCCCCACUCAAGAAUUAAUAUUCGAAAGUUUUGCCCUACCGUCAUUGGAAAAUACUAUUGGAACGAUCUCCCCCUUUCUAUUCUCAAUAAAUCAUCGAAAAUCCUGUUCAAAAAGGCACUUAAAAAAUAUUAUCUUGCUCAAUAUUGACGGGUGUGCGUGUGUGUGUGCGUGCGCGCGUGUUUGUGUUUUAAUGAAUAACAAAACUACAAAAGAAUAAAGUCAAUCUUGUUAAGGGCCAUGAUUAGUUUUACUAUAAUGUGCCCUUCUCCAUUCUAAUUUUCUUCUUUAUUAUUAUUAUUAUUAUUAUGUACACGUAGUUUAAGCAACUUUGUACCAAUUGGUAUUGUACAACUAAUGUAUUAUUGAUAUUGUACAACUAUUGUAUUAUUGUACAACUAAUGUAAAAAUAAAAUACAAAUACAAAUACAAAAAUACGCCUGUUCCUCAUAAACUAAACUCACUGGCCCUCUCCUCCUACACAAACUCAUGAUCUUUGAGAUUCUUCUCUGCCCUCCCAAAGUCUUUUUAAAAAGGUUCCGACAGCCUCUGUUAGCUUUUGCAAUCCAGCCAGGCUUCUUCGCCCUCAAUUUGUUCAAUGGAUGGUAGACGUGCAUUCAGUUUUUCAUCUUCUAUGCCUAUGGAAUAGGAUGAACUGCCGCUCGAAAUUACUAAUAUGCCACCUUUAAAACUUUCCUGUUCAAUUCUUAGAUUAUAAAGUUUCUGCUAAAGGUGCACAGACUGUAUUGCUAUUGCAUAUUAUAAUGAAUACUAGUGUUUACAUCCUUGCAUAAGGACAUUUUAUGCCGUAAUAGAGGAUGUGAAAAAGUGAAGUGUCUUAAAUAAUCUAUAUUGAAAAGUCAUUUCCCCUUCUUAGCUGUUUAGGUGGAGCCACACUGCAACUAUUCAUGACCGCAGUCGGUAGGUUUCAAAAGAUCAUAGUUUGCGUUUCAAAAAAGGGAACUUAAAAAAAGGCGUUUUAUAGCCACGGAAAGCCUUCUUUGUAAGUGGUUUUGCCCAAAUUUUUAAAUCGUCUCUAGUAUAAAAGAGGAGUCAGACACCCAUGAUUAAAUUUGUUUCUCGCUCAGUAAUGAGAAUUUCUUAAUGGUUUGAAAUGGCUUGUACUUGUUUCUUUUGUUUCUUCAACGAUGUUCAUUGAAGUGAAUUUUUCUGCAGAUCUGCUGAAUUCUAUUGACCCAUCUGCCGCCGACCCUUGCCAAGAUUUCUACCAGUACGCAUGCGGUGGAUGGAUGAAGAAAAAUCCUCUGCCCCCUGGGGUUAGUAGGUGGGAUCAGUUUAUAAAGCUGACAGCUGAAAAUAACAAACUCAUUGAAAUGCUUCUUGAAAAUAAGGAAUUAAAAGCAGUUUACUCCAGGGUAAGCAAUGUUUAGCUUGUUUUUCUAGCACUUAAUCAUUGAUGAUAACAGCAUAACACGAUGUUUCUUUUCACCUUUGAACUUUUUGUGCAGAAAAUCAUACUUCGUGUUGCGACAAAUAACUAUUAAUUUUAUAUUGCGUUCGACAAUAUGAGAGAGCAACCUAAACCGGCUCAACGCGCGAGAAGAAUUCAGCAAAAAAAAAAAAAAAAAAAAAACAAGACUUUUGGGGUUUGGGACGAAAACCCAAAAAAAAAAAACCCAACACCCCCACCGUUUAGUAAAAUCGAAUACCCCCUUGGAAAAAGGAGUUUUUAAAAAGGGAAGAGGGGAGAGGGGGGGAGAAAGGGAAGAGGGCCGGGUGGGGAAAGAAUAAAAAAAAAGGAGGGGGCGCACACCAUAAAAAAAAAAAACCACUAUUAUUUGGGCGUGGCCCAAAUAGAGUAAUGGAAACGGCUUGUUUUGACGCAAAUGUGCAAUAGGCACGCAAUACGUGCUAACGUAAACAAGGCAAGUAAACAAGCGAAGCGAGGCGAAUGUCAUGGCAUGGCAUGAAUGGCAUGUGGGAAAGAAAGCUCUGCUAACACACGGCACUUUAUCGCACUUUUACGAUCUCAAAAGUUAAUUUGAAUCUUUAGUAUUUUUGCCUCAUCGAAAUUUGGAAUUCUGAAGUCCAUGGAUGAAAUAUAUCAAAAAUAUUUGGAAUAUUAACGUCCGGUUUUGGUCACAAUAAGAUCACAAGCAACGAACCUUGAAACACAGAAACUCACAAAACGGAUCGAAAUCCACCAAUCACAAAUCACAAACAAUGACCUUUUGAACCCGUUAAAGGAAACUUUCGUUUCCUCAGAGGUCCGCUAAGAUGAUUGACGUCUGACAUUUUUUUGACGAGAGGAUCGAAAUGCACCAAUCAUAGAAAGACAGUUUUAAUUGCCUGUUUCCUAAGAGGUCAUCUGAAUUUGCUGUUUUCUUUAUUUUAUGUUCAUUUUCUUUUCCUUAUUUUGUGAUUGGUCGAUUUUGUUAGGUCGAGUGGAUAAUCCAAUGAGGGACGAUUUGGAUAUCGUUUGAUCCGAAAUUUUUCGAAGCAGCAGUAAGAAACAGUUUGGAUAACAUUUGGCCGCGACGUUUCGAGGAUCGUGUUAAUAUAAUGUUCUAUCAUGUUAUCCCGGGAAAAACUUACAAAUGCACACACUGUUCGCGGUAGGCCCACACUAAAAAAUAACACUGAGUGUUUUCGGAAUGGACUGGUCCGCGAACUCAAAGGAAAACAAAGGAAAUUAUCAAGACAUUCAAUGACAUCAAAGACUCAUGGACCCCGUAGACGUAAUAACAAGUCGGAAUAUCAGGAGUGUACGUGUAAAAUGGAUAAGAGUUUGAAUAGAGGAAUGUUUAACAAGUUUGAGAGUCGCAAGAUUCGUGUAGCUGGUUAUCAGUGUGACACUAGUGAUUUUAAUUUUUGCAUUGCGGAGCACAACGAGUUGCCUGUGAUAAAAAUCUGUUCCGAUGAAGGAAGAGACGAUUGUCAACAAUUGAAAACUAAAAGGGACUGAGGCUUCUUUUGGAACCACUGUGAUAACUGCAACAAUUCUUUUUAUUAUUUCAAUUUCGUUUAGCAGGGUGACGGUUAAUGUACUUGUUUUUGUAUUGCGUGUUGUGUUUUUUCAUCUAAUAUUGUGACGCGGUACAUGUACGAUGCUGUGCUUCGGGAUUUUGCAUUAUCAGCAAGUUUUGUGUUAGAGUGUUUUGAUGGCAGCGAGGUGACGACAACAGAAGGUAAUGAGCUAGUUGUACAGAAGGAAAAUUGUGUUGUGGAGGAAAUAAAAGAGGUCGAAUUGAGAUCUCGUCGUGGGAAAUUUAGUUAUAACAGAACUUACAAUUCCAUUGGUUUAAAUCAGGUUAGUCAAUUAUAUUUUCGGCAAGACAGAUUACCAUAAAAUCGAGAUUGUAAUUCGAAACUCGCGUUGUUUUCAAAAUUUGCAUAAAUCGGGCGCUGUAAAGAAAUAUUAGGUUACAAGCGCUUCGAAAUACUGUACCUUCAAAACGGCUUAGCUUUUACUUGUUGUGCUAUAUCUUUCAAAACCAUCGAUCAAUUCUAGCUCAAAAAUUCUCAAAGCGGCGGUUUAAAUGUUAAAGCCCGUGGCCAGUUGAAAUCGUCUCUUGUUUGUUUUCAAAAGAUUUAGGAUGGAUCAAAUAAUCGACUUUGGAUCGAUUAUUAUUUUAUCAGCUUGUGGUAUGAACGAAACGUUUUUUUUCUCGAUAAAGUUCACUCAACAAAUUUCGAAAGAUUUACUUGACUUUUCAUGUGUGAAACGAACUGACAUUUUUGUGGAAAGAACUGACUGUUUUAUGGAACCAUCUAACCAUGGAACGAAAUGAUCGGUUUUACCGUCCUGCACCCCCCGGGGGAGUACUUUAGGAAUUUCUGGGUGGGGAUGUGCCGCUGGGACGCUGGAACCCUUAACCUAUACUAGAGCUAGUUAAGCUGAAUUUUGCUACCCUAUACUAGAGUAAACUCCCAAAUCCCCCCUAUCCUAGAGUAGCUGUUUCCCUAGUCUAGACAAAAUCUUCACCCAACUGAUCAGUUUCCUGAAAAAUGAUACCCUAUUCUAGACCCAAACGCUCUGAUUUAUAUACCCUAUCCUAGAGUAAACUGCUUGAAAACCAUACCCUCCACAGCGGCACAUACCUAUAUGGCCCAUAUGUGGCAGUGCCCCCCCCCCCCGGGCCUGCACCUAGCAGACUACCGAUUAGUCUCCCUCAUCUCAUAUUGACCAAAGUGGUCAUGGAAUGUCCCUAUAUUCGUGGCGGUUAUCAUGAACCCAUUACCCGUUUUUCCCCCUUUGGGGGAGUGUGCGUGACAUCCAAAAAACGGCUGCGAGGGAGACUAACUACCGACGAACAAAUUAAAAUCUUUGUUACAGAAAACACGGAAAGUGACACUUUUUGUAUGGAAGAGUAGUCGGAAAAAUACACCACUGUCGUCUGAAAUUCAUUGUUACGUUAAAAAUAGAAAAGGUUUACACUUAAACAGGUACAGAAGUAACUGUAACCGUGUGAGGUUUUUACUUAAGGGGUAGCGCCAAAACUAGUUUUGGAGUUGCUGUCGUCUAAGCAUCAAAGCACAGGCGAUUUAGGUGGAAUGAGAUAUCCAAAUAGGCUUUUAAGUAAGAAUUUGCCGCUCUGUACAUGCAAUUAUCCAUUUUAUAGUGCUUACAACAGUUUGAAUCACCGGGUUAAUAGAGUACUAAAGUGUGACGUCAUAAAAAUGAAAUUUCUGAAAUUAUGGGAUUUGUCUCGAUAUUCUGAAAGAGCAAUGUCCAAGAGGCCUACAUGCCAAAAAUGAGCAUUUCGGGGAAAACUGUCUCUGAGAUCGUAGCCCAGUUAUGCUUAGAAAACUCCAUACAAACGUUUCUAAUUUUUUGGGGGGUCGUUUGUAUGGAGUGUUCUGAGUAUAACCGGCUAACAUCUCAGAGGCAAUUUGCCCCGAAAUCCUCAUUUUUGGUAGGUAGGCCUCUUGGAUGACGUCACCACUUUAGUACUCUAUUUUGGCCAAUUUAAGCUUUGUACUGAUAUAGAGAAGAAACCAGGACCUUCAGUUUAUGUAGAUGCUACAAAAACAAUUAAUGCUCCAUACUGUCAAGGAAAUGUUACAGUAUUUGGGGAAAAUGCUGGACAACGUGUCGCAAUGAGCCUGUGCGUUUUAAUUUACAGUAANUACUGAUAUAGAGAAGAAUCCAGGACCUUCAGUUUAUGUAGAUGCUACAAAAACAAUUAAUGCUCCAUACUGUCAAGGAAAUGUUACAGUAUUUGGGGAAAAUGCUGGACAACGUGUCGCAAUGAGCCUGUGCGUUUUAAUUUACAGUAAGAUAACAAAGAUUACUUCAGUUGAUGAUAUGACUCAAAUAUAGGAUUGUUGGUAUUCAGUUAUAUUCUAGUCUGUCACUGCUUGCAAGAAAAUCUAUGUUAAUGUUAACAGAAUUGCCAGGAAUGAAUACAAUGACAGUUAUACUUGUAACAUCAUCCAUCACUACUGUAUAUGCCACUCACAAGAUACUGCAUUUGAAACACUCUUGGCACUGAACUACAACUCAUUCAUUUUAACGCUGGCAAUUAUUGGUGUUGGUAUCUACAGCAUUCAUGAGGCUGGGGAAUAUAAUGUAUUUGAUUCUCAUGCUAGAGAUAUGUAUCAUAACAGUCAUAGUGAAGGGACAUGUGUAUUGUUGGAAAUACCAUUCAUGCAUAAAUUAUAACAAUAUUUUCAGACUCUACAUACAUGUAGAAAUGAGGAUAUAUAUGAACUUAAAGGUGUACAUAUUGCCACCUUUGAACCUCAUCUUUUCUCAAGCAAUGUUGAACAUUGUAGUAUAUCAAAUGUUAAUAGUUACCAAUGUUCCUGUAAACAGCGCCGCCCUAUAGCAGUUUAUGCAAUGUGUUACUCUCUUAUUAAUCCUUGUGGAUACUGGACUUAAGGAACUUUAUUUGCCCUUGUUAGUAACCGGAAUACAUUGUACAGUGUGAUGGGUGUGAAAACACAUCUGUCAGUAUCAGCGGAGCUGAGAUAAACCUUACUCUCCGGGCUGUAACCACUUUUGUCCUAUGUUGCAAUUUGGCUCCAAGCAUGUCUGCAGUGGAGAUGUGCAUAUUUUCAAACUGAUUGUCACGAAAUGACACUAUUUUUGUUGUGGAUUGGGACAUACUGUAUAAGCUGUGUGGUUCAGCAAACAAGUGGAGUAAAGUAUUUGUCUUCUCUGGUAAGAUAUGAUGACAGUUCUUUAGCUGCAAUAAGGCAUGUUCAAAGUAUCAUACGCGUAGUACGACCACGCCCAAAUACACGCUCCCACAGCGUCUUGUUGAAAACUUACUUUAGAAAUCUCAGAAUCGUUUUUAGGUACAUGUUCUGAUGGAAGAAAAAUAUCAUUACACAAAGUAAUAGACUCGAAACCCAGCCGUUAAAAGAUAAAUUUGAUGCUUUUCAUUUCUUUCAGUUCGUUCGGAGAAAUAGAAUAAUAUUGCAUUUUCUCGUACUAUAAGAACUAUCGUAUUUUACUUCAUUGUUGAAUAUACUGUAACUCUAAUUUCACUGGGGUUAUAGUUUGAGAAUGAACGUCCUCUCGUUGGCUGUCGGGUUCUGACUGUGUCAUCGGAAAAAAUCGAACGUUAUUAACUGAGCAACAUGUAGACUUGCCACAAUACGACUGCGAGAGCCGGAAACGGGCUUUCUGAGAAAGUCUAUAAAUCAUCUUGCAACAAACGGAAUUCAAAUUCAACGUCGUCCAUUUUUCACGCCCAUUCUCGAUGCGUAUCUGUGCAUGCGCGUGCAUGGAUUUACCACUGGGCAAAGAAAUUUGUUUUAAAAAAUCAGGACUGAGCCGCAGGGUCCCCGCGGACUGUGGCUGUAGGCCCUGCUUUUACCAAACAAUUUCAUUCCGGUUAUAUUUAUUUUAAAAGCUACAAAACAGUGAAGAUACUGCUGAAACUUCGCGCUUGAUAAAAAAAAGAACGUGGCUCUGUCAAACCCAUCUCCCUAAUUAAACUCAUUUCCCCAUAGUAGUUCACUGAACGUACAAACUUCCCACUUUAGUGACAUUCAUUAGCAAACGCAAUUUAAAAGUAAACCUUCGCACGCACUUGCUGAUCCUUGAUUACUGCUUUUUGGGGUGAAAACAUUUAUUUCUUAAAUAAUUGGCUAGUUUAUGAAAGAAAGUUUUUUUUUUUCAGGAAGAAGCGGUGUGGAAGGCGUUAACUUAUUAUGAUUCCUGCAUGGACAAGGACGAGGUUGAGAGAUUGAAAGCAAAACCUCUUGAAAGACUUAUCCAAGAAUACGGUUCAUGGAGCAUUACUGACAAACGUUGGCGGGAAGAGAACUGGAACCUAAUAAGUAAUCUUGCCAAGGUCCACAAAUAUUUGGCUUUACCAGUUUUCUUUGAAACUACAGUAGCAAUCGAUAAUAGAAACAGUUCCCAGUACGCUAUAACGGUAAGAUAGCUGAUUACCAGGCAAUAACUAGUAUCCGCCGGUUAAUGCCCCUGGCUAAACGUCAGACUUGUAACAUUUUACCUUUCCUAGAAAAAAUUCCUAUUUGACAUUAACCACGGAAGAAAGAAAUAAUUUCCAGGUUCUGAGAGAGUGGGCUUGGUGAUCGAGACGAAAGUGGCCUUCAAUUCACUUUUGCAACUUUCAUCAAAACGUAUUGAAUAAUAGUCAACAGAUAAUCGAUCUUCUAAAGAUUAGUCAAUUAUUAUUGUUAUAAGCUUUUAUGAAAAUGAAGAAAUGAUCGUCGCAGUGAACGUAAUUUAUGCAACUGCGUAAAGAAGCCUGAAAAAAAUUCAGGACUUCAACGGGGUUUGAACCCGUGACCUCGCGAUUACCGGUGCGAUGCUGUGCGAUUCAAACCCCGUUGAAGUGCUGAAUUUUUUCAGGCUUCUUUACGCAAUUGCAUAAAUUGCGUUCACUGCGACGAUCAUUUCUUCAUUUUCAUAAAAGCUUAUAACAAUAAUAAUAAAUUUCAUUUCCGCAGUUCAUAUAUGAUUUAUUUCAUUUAUCAUUAACAAUAAUUUUUUUAUUCUGCUGAGGCGUUAAUUGCCAACGAGCCAUCCGAGCGAAGACGCUCGGAUGGCGAGGCGGCAGCAGAAUAGAGCCGCGCAAGACUGGGCAAUAGGCAGAAAAAUUCUCGAUCGAGCUGAAAAAAGUGUAACCCAAUGUAAUGUAGAUUCCCCUGAGACCAAGUGGUCAGUUGUGAACCAAUCAAAAGGCAGUACCUGGCGCACGGGCUCAAGUUGAAUAACAAACAAAAUUUCACACACUUCCCGCCGUCGCGACUUCCUGUGUUUCUUUACCUAAAUUUUUUCGUUAAACCCGGCCACCGCAGUCAAGAGACAUGAGCACUUGAUAUAUUCUAUUAAUUUUAGGGGCCAUAAUGUUAAAUUUUAACGAAGAGAAGUUUGUAAAACAGCAAAAGUGUUCUAUGUGCAGCAAGCAAUAUUCUCACCACUAAAAAGGAUCAGAUUACACGAGGAGAUAAGGAAAGCUUGACACGAAGAAUGCAGUCGCUUCUGUUGGAAAAUCUGGUGUUGGGGAAAAAAUCUAACCAGCAAACAAAAACAAUGAGAACAAAAACGAAUUACAAGCCUAAAGCAAUCGACAAAGGAAAAGAAAACAACGCCAUUUUUUUCGAAACGUGGCGGAGUUCAGUAUAAAAAUAAUGAACUAAAAUUAAAUACCGACGUGCCGUACAUCGCUUGUCCUUGGAAACAUUUCAGAUGGCCCAGCGAAUCAUUUUAAGUUUCAAUCCGAUAACAAAAAGACUCGGGAAAUUUGAAAGGAGGUGUAAAUGAUUAAACUGUGCAAAUAUUUAUCAACAAUGUGAAACCGAACCGACAGUAGAUUUGUAGCUGGACUUAAUAAUAUUCCCGAUCGCUUCCUCUGCAAAGCUGACUUUAUUCUUUCAAGGCACUUCACAAUUUUACAUAGCGGGUUUGUAAAGCCACCAUACUGAAUCUGAGAACUUUUCAAGAAAAUAAUCCUUGCAACAGGAAGGGACCAAGAAACGGUCAAAUGGGGAAAAAAGGAAUUUUAUUCCUAAGCAAAAUAAGCAUGAUUUGCUCGUUGGCACUCUAUCGAUAGGUAUACCUAGUUCUAGCCAUCACUUAGUAAAAUUUCAUGUAAUAUAUAUGACUAACAGCAGAUAAACUGAAGACUUCAUAUACUAUAAAAGUGCUCAAUGGUAAAAACAGAGCUGUGAAUAUAAUAUAGAUUACUGGAGUAGGACUAAUUCAAACACACACAUAUAUAUGUCUUAUGUAUUCGUGUGCAUUGACUAAAAACAUGUUUCAGUGUAAUUUAUGCAAAGUAACUGUAAGUGCUAACUUGAAUUCAACAUUGGCUUGUAUACAAUGUCCGUUUAAAAGUUAAUAUUUUCAACGCAAAAUAGGACAGCACACAGUUACGAGUUAAGUUUAUAAAAAGCUUUAUUGAUAGUUUGUUCUUUCAUGGUUGGACUUUCAGAUGAGAGAAUCUCGCACAUCGUUAUCACAGAGGGAGCACUUAACAGACGACAAACAAAGUCUUCGGGUAAGAGUGAGCAAUAGUAUAGAUACCUGAUAACUCAGUCAUGGCUCUUAAACCCCCUCAUGUUUUAGUUUUGCUAACCGGUUUUAAAAGAGUAAAACCGGAAAUGCUUUUUUUUCUUCUAGUUUCGAGAAGCGUACAUGAAUCUUAUGAAAAACCUGACAAGGAAGCUUGGCUCAAUAAACGGCUCUGAGGAUGAUCUCCUGAAAAUGUUUGAAUUUGAAAAAGAAUUGGCAGAGGUACACUUUAUAUUGCCAAUAAAUUUGUACUUCAUGUAUUUAUUUAGCGUAUCAAUUUCAAUAUAUAAGUUUGAAUUUGUCAUUAUUUUUUUACCCUUGUUUUAGAUAACAACCCCGCCAUUUAGACGGCUAACAUUUGAACAAGCUUAUAAGAAACUCACGGUGUUUAAGAUACAAACGUACACCGGAGAAUUCGUGAGUAUCUUCACAGUACAAAUCCGUGAUUUUAUUUCCAGAUUUAUCAGCAAAUCUAGGGGUGGAUGUUCUGCUUACAAUUUUGUCUUAAAUACUAGUUCAACUGGACUGAAUACUUAAGAGUAAUGAUGGAAGAGAAUUCUUAUAAAGUUGACGAUCAAUCAGAAGUUGUUGUGUAUUCAUUGGGAUAUCUUAAAAAGCUGAUGAAACUGCUGAGGAGAACCCCUAAAAGGUAAUUACAAGUCAAAUGCUGAAUGCUACAGUUCAGGCCACACAGCCUGAAUGAGAUGUGGGAGAUACAUGUACAAUCCCGGACAUAAGUCCUUGAGACAAUAGUACGAUGCCUGCCUGUAGAUAUCUGCUUGACAUCAUAAUUACAAAAAGCAGUGCUAGUGUUGCAUGCGGUGUUCCCCGUACACGUCCCCUACCAUACAACGUUAAAACGUACGAUUGGAUAUGUAGGGCGGAAAGGAGAUAGAAAUGUUAUACUUACGGCAUUUUACUCUGUCUUGCACUCACUCAUAACUCUCUCCGUUACAGAGAACAAUAUCUGAAGUCUACUUAUAGAAACAUCUACACUCUCUCUCAGUUAGUCUUGAAGUUUGCAAGAACUAAAGAGUUCUACACCAAAAGAACAUCUUCGCGUUGUUCUUUUUUUUUUGGAUUAGGUCCAAAUAACUUCGCUAAUUCAACUCUAUAUGUCUAUUUGUUUUCUGAAUUAGGACUGUUGCCAAUUACCUGAUGUGGCGAGUCGUAAAGCAAAAAUUCCUACACCUGAGUAGCGACUUUACCGAGCUGUUAAAAUUUUAUUACCUCGAGGCAUUCAAUUACUGGAGGGCGAGUGACCAACACCAGCUUUGCCUGCUUGGAACCUCACUCAAAUUUGGAAUACCCCUCUCAAAGGUUUUCCUUGAUUUAAAAUUUUUCGGGACUAGCAGAAAAAUGGUGAGAACAAUAUAACAUAAAGUUAAUGUUUAAGUAUUUGAAUGUAUUUAUUUAAAAUUUAUUUUUUAGAAGCCAGGGGAUCGGAUUUAAGGUGUUGAACCUUUAAACUGAUAAGGGAUUAUCGUAUGACCCGUUGAGCUCGAAAUAAGCCUUUCCACGUUUUUUUUUUUUUCAACUUUUUACACUGACAAGUUAGGGAAAAGUCCAUCAAAACCACUGGAAAGAGCGCCUUUAGAUUAGAAAAUUGACAAGUUUGAAAGUGAUUCGUUGAAAACUAACAAAGAGCUACCGAAAUUUUACAGACGUUUGAGUGGUGAGGGAAGUUACAAAUAAUGUCUGUAAAAUUUCGCAACUUUGCGGAGCUAUAUCUUCGCUCGCUUAAGAUGUAUCACUUUCAAACUUGGUAAACUUACCAAUUUUAAGAAUCUCUUUCCAGUGGUGUCAACGAAUAUUUCCUAACUGGUCUAUGUUAAAAGUUGAGAAAAACGUGGAUGGGUCUAUUUCGUUGAAAAACCAUACGGCCCUGCUAGAAAAGCGUACUUAUAGACGCGGGCUCGCUCCGUUAGAAAAAAUUAAAAAACACGACGGUCAUAUGAUAAAACGCUUAUUAUUGGCUGAGUUAGGUCGCGCUGGACGAGAAAAUAUUUGUCUCUCGGUCAGGACGCACGGAUCUCGAGCCAAAUAUUUUCCCAUCCGGCCAACCACUCAGUCAAUAAGUACAUAUUAUGUGUUGAUUCCUGGUCAAUCUUUUCUCUUCUACCUAACGAACAGGUAGAACAGGUAGAGAGGAAUGGGACUGCUUCCCGCCACUUUUACCACAAAACAAUGAAGCAUGUUCCGACCCUUUUGAUGGAUGAAAAUAUGCUCAAUUAUUCAUCGUGAUUGAUGGAGUGUCCUUUAUUGUUCAUCUUUAUUCAUUCAAAAUAUUUCGUCGUUUCGGAUUGGCUCCAAUCUCCCGACUUAUUCUUCACAACCAACUGGUGCUCACCAUUUUUGGAAAAUGCCAGCAAUAUGCUAUUGAUUCAAUGGUAUAUUUGCUUGGAAACGAGGUUGAUCGAUGGUAUUUUGCCUGGAAACUAGGCUACUUGUGCAAUAGCGAACUAAAAAAAGCCGUUCAUGGUUACCAAAGGCGAAAUAGCGAAAUUUCUGACUAUACCUGAGUAAAAGAAAUGCAAGAAUACGCAAAACAUAUUGUGCGAUUGAUGUUAUCUACUUUUUGAGGAUUAUCCGCGAGAAAAAACAUAUGUUUAUUCCUGAAACUGUGCCAAAAUUUUGAAGAAGAAAGUCUUCGAGGAGGUAAGCUUGUAGAAUAAGAGAAAAUGAUGCUUAGAAAUAUUUUGAAUAAAUAGCAAAACAGUUAUCUAAGUCGGAUUUCGUAUGAUGUAAGAAUUAUGAUGAUCUCGGAGGCUGUUAUCCUCGAUCUGCAUAAUUCUUCACAUUAUACUCACCUCAUUCGCCAAUUGUUAUUUAUAAGAUAACUGUUUUUCAAAGACAAACUGUUCAAUUUGUGUAUCCUCUUUGAAGAGAUUCUUCUAAUCUAAGAGUCGUUUAGAGUCGUAGUUUUUAAGGUGGCUGGACACAGUUUGGCAGUUUGUGAAUAUGUCAUUUGCAAAUCAUGGCAAGAGAAAGGUUGUAGCUCACAAGCUGAAACUUGGCAAGUGAAAAAUACACCGAUGAAAAAUUUUGAUUGACAGGUAAAAUGUGGCAUUUUCGUAGUCUCUAUGGCAACAUGAAUGAUUGAAUACAACCUUAAAAUUUCACUUUUGCUCAGUUUACAUAAAAAUCGCUCAUUAGCUUUUCCUACAAACUUGCACAUAGCUUACUAUAAUUAAUCAUUAGCAAUUGAAACUUAUUUGACCAAAUUUUAACCGACGGGUUUUUAGAUAAUCAAUAAUGUAAUUGUACUGUAAUUAUUAAUUUUUUUUUUUCCAACAGACCACUUGAAUCUAAAUACUCUAUUACGUUCUCUGUUGAUACCUGGUAAAACUUUGUUGCUUCAAUAUGCAGGCAAUAGAUAUUAUUGGAAAUAUUCGAGCUGCCUUUAUCGACACCCUUGAGAAACAAGACUGGAUGGACAACAAGACAAAGGAAGCAGCAAAACAAAAGGUACACAACGGAGAUAUAAAGUAUUUACUGAAAAGGGGAACUUUUCGGAAACCCUACUAUAGCCUGUAUGCGAUCACAUGAAAACUAGCACAUGACGGACGAGCAAUACAAUCGCGACUCAAUUGACCAAUCAGGGCAAUAACCAGAAAGUUUAAUACCAUUAACUGAUGUAAGAGAACUCAAUGUGACUUUGAAGGCUACCUUACAAGUUGUCGAAACCAGUCAGUCAACAUAAGCAACAGUCCCAUUCAUCCGGACGAUCACGGACAUUCAUUUUUGUUUAAGUUUAGAGUGGGCCAUUUAGGGAUACUCUCUAUGGUUAACAAUUACAUAACUUUAGACUAGAAAUCAUACAUUGUUAUAGGAAAUUAACGCUCCACGAAAUUAAGGUAUUAGAAAUUAACGCGAAUUUAACGGAAAACGACUUUGGAAUAAAGAAAUUUAACGCGAAAGAGGGGGUAACAAUUGAGAAUAAAGGAAAUUAACGCGAUUUUCACAAACAAACAAAACAAAAUUUCAAAAAAAACAGGAACAAAGAUAAACGUAUAAUCCGAAAUGAAAACUUCGUUGUUGAUACUUUCCCUAAACGUAGUGUGCGAAAGGGUUUAGACGAAGAAAUCUGGCCACCUCGAGGGUUCUUCGCAGUUUUACUGACACUGGCGGAUCUCCACCCUGAUAAAAAUAUUCCUCUUUCUUUGGUGACGAGACUUUGAGGCCAAAAUAAUUGAAAUUAAGGUCGCAGAAAUUAACGUUAACACAAAUUAACGCCACUCAAGGUACUCUUAAGUAAACACAGAUAAAGUUUAAUUAUUUUUGCCAUUUCUGGGAUGGGAAGGGGGGAGGGGAAGGGGGACUGUAGUCGCAUAUACUAUCGGUAGUAUUUACCAAGUCAGUGGAUAGCAAUUUUCGUUCGUUCUGAUUGGCUCCCCUUACUCGGACUAUCCUACCUUGGUUAUUAUUCUCUUUUUAUGGACAGGAGUCAGAAUGGCUCCACGUUUCGCGACAGUAGCACUAGUACAAUGUACCAGCAAAACUUUCUAUCAGGCAGUUUCAACGCCAAGUAGCGGUCACUAUUAAACUGAAACUACUAUAUGAAACUCGCAUUGAAACUCCCAGUCAGCUAUGCUUAUUUAACAAACCAAACUCUUUUGCAGGCGGAAUCUAUUAUUGAAAAUAUUGGAUAUCCUGAUUAUAUCAUGGACGCAAAAUACUUGGCAGACCAAUACAAAGAUGUAUGUAACAUUGUUUGUUUACUUCAUAUCAGCAACUUACCACCGCUUAUGUCCAAGAUCGAUCUUGUAAGCAAAAAUUUGCUAGCAAAUUGUUUUCGCUAUUUUAGCAAAAAAGAUUUAAAGAAAACUGCUAUCAGAAAAGUAUAGAAGAAAUAGCGAAUGUCGCAAAAAUCCAAAAGUAAGAAGCCUUUUUCUUGCUAUGUGAAAAGAUUGAGUAACAAAUAUGGUAAAAAUAGCAUGAAUAAAAAAUUUUCAAACAGAAAAGAGAAGAGAAAGAGAGAAAUUUUACGAAGAGAAAAGGCCAAGAAGGGCUUCGUGAAUUCCUCAAAUUUCGCAAAAUCGCAAAAGUAACAAGAAUUUUUUUUCCUAUGUGAAAAGAUUGAGCAACAAAUAAGGCUAAAAUAGCAAGAAUAACAAAUUUCACAAAAUUCUACACUUAGAAAGAGAAAAGGUCAAGAAGGGCUUCGAGAUGUCCGCAAAUUUCGCAAAAAUCGCAAAAGUAACAAGAAAUUUUCAUCCUAUGUGAAAAGGUUGAGCAACAAAUAAGGCAAAAAUAGCUAGAACAACAAAUUUCACAAAAUUCUGCACUUGGAAAGAGAAAAGGUCGAGAAGGGCCAACCUCGUUCCCAGGGUUCUCUCUAGGGCGGGUAGGAGAGAACCCUGGGAACGAGGUUGGAGAAGGGCUUCAGUAAGUCCGCAAAUUUCGCAAAGAUCGCAAAAGUAACAAGAAUUUUCAUGCUAUGUGAAAAGAUUGAGCAACAAAUAUGGCAAAAAUAGCAAGAAUAACAAAUUUCACAAUAUUCUACACUUAGUAAGGGAAAAGGGCAAGGAGAGCCUCGAAAUAUGGCAAAAUGCCACAAAUUGGCUAGAGUAACAAGAAUAGGCAAGAAUUGUUGAAGGUAAGAAAGGGGCCAAGAACACCCGCGCAUCACUGUUUUUCCCUAAUACUGAUGGUUAUCUUAACUGGGAUACGUUCUUGUCCAGUAAUUUUGUAAUGCGUUCCAUUUUGGCGAAAAUGAAAUCAUCUGUUACAAACGUGACACUAGUUAUAAUUACUGACAGUAGCAAAAUACUGUAAUAUUAAUCUGUGUAUGCUUCGUUCUUCCAUCAACAUACAGCUACAAUGCAUAGAAAAGAGUGUCUCCCAGAGAAGGGGGCAAAUUUUAAGCAGUAAAAGGGGGUGGUAGCAGAACUUUUCGUGGCCUAGAACCCACCAUAAGAAUCGUUCCAAAAUAUCAAGAAUAGCACAUUGGGGGAAAGAAAUCGGGCAUUAUACGUGAAUGUUGCUGUGCAAUACCAAAGGUUUUUUAAACAGGGAUUGCCAGUGAUUUGGUAAUCCUUCCCUUUUAUUUUAAAUAACAAUUGACCUAAUUGUAUUUGCGGACAUUUCGGGGUCCUUCUUGCCUUCUUUUUUUUAAGUCUUGAUUCUUGUUACAUUCGUUAUUUUUGCGAUAUUUGUCACGGGUGUUUUUGGCUAGCAAGAAAAAUCCUUGUUACUUUUGCGAUUUUUGCGAUAUUUGCGGACAUUUCGGGGUCCUUCUUGCCUUCUUUUUUUUAAGUCUUGAUUCUUGUUACAUUUGUUAUUUUUGCAAUUUUUGCGAUAUUUGUAAGUGAUUUUCUGACAUAAUUUUUUCUCGAUUAUUUGUUGUGCGAAAAAUUGCGAAAAAAAGUUGCUAGCAAAUUUUUGCUAACAAGAUCGAUCCUAGACAUACCUGGCAACUUACAUGUUUUACUAAAUUUCUGGUUCUGAGUUGUAGCCUGUGUGAAAAGGUAGUUUCGGGAGCAAAAUAAUUCUUAGUCACCGGUGUAGAGGGAACUUGUCUAGAUGUUACUCUAAAAUUAUAAAAGCAAAAAUAUUCGUACCAGCUAUGCAGUCAAUCGAAAGGUCGAGUAACAGUUGGUAUUUAACGCCUAGAAAUUUGAACAUAAAACAGGAUUUCUUGUGUUUGUGGCAGGGGUCAGAACCUAUUCAACUGUAAGGGGAACUUCUAUUGUUCUUCUUGGCGAAUACAUGAAAUUUUUCCUAAGGAAACUUAACUCUUUCCUGGAAAGAUCGGUUUCACGAACGAAAAUGCAUCCUCGCCUGUGAGCAAGAGCAAUUAACCUAGAACGAACAGAAUAGCUUGUUGUAAACGCGGUUAUCAGAAGAAAAAGAAGUCAGCUGCGGCAGGCAGGCAAGUGGCGCCACACACAGUUAAAACACAAUCUACAUCUGAAGGCAGGCCAAAUUCAGAGCAAUUUGCUCUUAGCCGGAACCCAAAAUUCAUCUUAACUCAGCUUAGGAUUUUAACAGGGUUGUCAAUUCAUGGUUGUUUCAAAUACAUGCUUGUUGCCUAUAUUUUCUUUGCUUUUAAGGUGAAAAUAGAUCCAAGAACAUUCUUUGACAAUGAUGUGUCCACAAUAAAAAACAGAAACCUAAGGACUCUUGCAAAGGCUGGAACUAAGGUGGACAAGUCUGAGUAAGGCGCUUUGUUAGAUCUUUACUAUCGAUGUAUGCUUCCAUAACAAACUAUGUACCUUUAAGUUAUUUACGUUCCUUCUAACUGGCUUACCUCCUUCUUAUUGGCUUUAGAACAGAUGAAACUUACAUUUUGAUGGGAAAUUUCUUGGAUGACAUUUUGUGAUAAAAAUUAGCAAUAAAAGGUCGGAAAAAGUCACGACGUUUCACCUCUCCGAGGUUAUUUUUAAGUGCGAGUAAAACAAAAAUGUAUAAAUACAUAGUUUUAAAGGUAAGAAUGCCAUGCACAAUAAAAUUCGUUAAAAUAUGUCAAUGAUAAGUGAUAAAAUAUUCAUAAGAUUGAAAAAAAAAAACAUAAGACAAUGAAGUAAAAAUAAGGCUAAUUGAAACCGAUCUACACCAAUAAUUUUGCUCGGAUGGAAUCGCACUAUUUGUUUAGUAUUGGUUUCACUUCUUUGAUAAAAAACAUUUCAAAAAUAAGGCAAUCAAGUUUGCUCUGGAGCUUUAAUUCCUUAAAAUUUUAAAUUUCGCGCGAUGACAUUUGGGCACAUAUUGUGCUGAUCCCUCAGGUGGUUUUGAUUGUAGUUCCGUUGUGUUCUUCAAUUCGCUGGUGAAGGUGACAGCACGUGUAGCCGACAUAACCUGUAUCACACAGGUUACACUGAAAAUGAUACACAACGCAUUGUAACAGAGAGAAGUCGUUACGUCAUGUUGCCAUGGUAGCAAAAUUUUUGGAUGACAACAAACCGAAAAUUCACUUAAAUUAAGAAUUUGUUCGUGCUUAGCGUGCGUAUAUCGAGUUAUGGAUGCACGCGGGAAGUUUGGAGAGCACGAAAGAUGCGUAAGAGUUGCACGAGGCGAUAGCCGAGUGCAACUCUAACUUCUUGAGUGAUCUCCAAACUUCCCAAGUGCAUCCAUAACUCGAUAUACGCACAGCUAAAAACAUGAGCAAAUUCUUUUAUAACAUAGCUGACAAUAAUGCUUGCUUUUUGAUUAACUGCAAAAUUCUCGUAACGCGCGACACAAUAACAAACGGUUCUAUUGGCUGAUUAUGAACACGCCACAAUCGUCUACUUUGAAUGAAAAUAUUCUUUCUGUAAACGUGAGAAAGAAAGUUUGCUUCUUUAUUCGUUAACGAUCAAUGGAAACUAAGCCGAAACAAAGGUAAAAGAGUCUUAAAGUUCACCUAAAGUUAAAAUCCUCCGUGACAUGUUCGUGAGAAGUCGUGGAGUAUAGUUUGGAUUUGCUGAAAAGAUGUUUACGUUUUGCUCAACGAAAUCCAGAAAAGAUGUUUUUAGCGAAGACGACUGUCAUCCUUCUUUAAACUUAUAUUCAUUUACGAACAUUGGCUGGUCAUUACGGCUUCUUGAGAAGACCUGGCAGCAGCUGUUUUUGUGAGUAAUAAAUUUAUGUCUCCUUGUGUAAUUUGUGUUGUUAUUGCGAGAGAAAUUUUCCUGCUUCAGUCGGAUUGUCCGGAGAUAACAAAGUGCAUAACAAAUUUAAAAACAACAAUUAAAACGGAAAUUUUGCCUUUAAAUGUUGUCGAUGACCAGUUGGUGUCUGUUCUGUUCCCAGUGAAUGUCUUUCGGCCAAAAUUUGCUGCAGCUGGUCUUCGACAAAUUUGCAAAACGCGCAACUUGCGAGUUUUUUUUAAUUCGGCUUUAUUUUUGCUGCUUGUUGGAUCAGGACCUAAAAGGUCAAUGCCGAUAGAAAAAUUGGCAGUUCUUCGCUCGUUUCUUCCAUAUUUUAAAGAGAAGGAAAAGUUCACUGCAGCUUAUAAGACGACAACUUUGCAGCCAGGUAAAAAAAAUGCUUACGUCAUGUUAUUUACGCACGGACGUGCGUAAAUGAAGAUUUUGUUCAUAGCGGCUCAAUAGGACUUAUAUAGGGCAAGCACGCGCGCUAUGUUAUAAAAGUAAAUUCGCAUCGUCUCAUACUUCAUCGAUUUUAUUCAAUUUCAUUUGGUCUCAUUCUCUUGAAUUUGUCAAAUGUUGGCGAAAUUUUCUGGGGUUGAAUCCGAAAUAACAGUAUCUGAGUACAGAAAAAGAAAAAGAAACUUUUUGUGUUGUGUUCACCUUCAUCGUAAAGCGGGCGCGUGAAAUUAGAAAGUUUCAUGUCGCAGUUGUGCAACGAUGGCUAAAAAAUGUGCAAAAAAAAAGUGAUGCACGUGCAGUUGUUGUUUUACUAAUAUAAACUUAUUUCUCAUUAUAACUUAUUUAUUACUUUUCUGCCAUUUUCGUUGCCGUCGCCGUCGUUGUUGCCUAAGGUUCCUUUUGUUAUGAUCCAAAAAUUUUGCUACCAUGGUAACCUGACGUCACACUUUUCCUCUUUAUUGUUGAUUCACAAACGGGGUGGUAUGUCUUCCUUCACCUCGAUUUCGUCCUUGAUCUUUCGACUUGUGUAUACAGGGCUGAUAGUUGCAUUGAUCUUACGACUGAGGUCUGCAAGUUGUCUGCGUACUGCGUCAGCAGAUUUCUGAUUCUUGAAAGGCAAUACGAUUCUGAUCGGGGCUUCAUUCUUGUCAAGAAGUUGUUGUCGUGUUUGUGCUUCCUCAGAUACUUUUGAAGCAAUCAAUUAGCGGAUGGUGGAUUGUACGAGUUUGUACUGGUAGCGGUUGUUUUCGGUUUCUAGCUGUUUCUUGACGUUACACAUGCAUGAAUUCGUUAACCAUGAGAGGUCCAAGUGGCGAGCCUUAGCAAUACUAGUCUGCUACACAGCCGUUUUUAGUGUCGUCACGCAACGCUUCUCCCCACUAACGGCUGCUGAAAACCGAACCACAUUCCUUUCCCGCGAUUAGCCAAUUAGAAUUUAGCUCCCAUUUUCUGGAAGGUGUUCGCGCCACGUGUGCGGUAUGGUGACUCCUCCAAUCACAGCUUUGCUUUUAUCGUUGCCCCAUGUGUGAAUGACAGAACAAUCAAAAUCGUCGCAUGAAAACAAGCAAUCAACUAGAGUAGUGUUGUCGUAGUCGAGUCCUUUGAAAAUUUUUGAGAUAAGAAGCAACAGGAAGCAAGUCGAGCAAAUAUGAUGCACAACAUGGAUAUGCUUAUAAAGUUGCCGGGUAUAGUUUCGGGAAAUCGCUUAUCGAUAAUUUAUAAGAUUGCUUUUGUUUGAAUAAGUACCUCUGGGAGUUUAGUCUACAUUCACAUGUACAGCAACACAAUAGGGCCAUUUAUACGAGGAAAAAUAAGACGCGUCUUAAAUAAGAUGCGAACUGUGCCAUUUAUACGAGCAUGUCUUAUCUAAUAAGACGCGUCUUAGCUAAGCCGCGUCUUAUUUUAGACGAAAUGUGCCGUUUAUACGGAAAGUUCGCGUCUUANCGAACUGUGCCAUUUAUACGAGCAUGUCUUAUCUAAUAAGACGCGUCUUAGCUAAGCCGCGUCUUAUUUUAGACGAAAUGUGCCGUUUAUACGGAAAGUUCGCGUCUUAUUUUUCCUCGUAUAAAUGGCCCUAUUGAGCACAUCCAGCACAUGAAAUUCAUCAUACAUAUGCACGUUAAAAAGAACUAACCGAUCCUGGUAAGAAUCUUGUAGGCCUAUCAAACCUUUUUUUUUACUUGGAAUUUUGUUAACCGCUUAAAACAAACUUUUCUGCAAACAACCUUUUCGUUCCUUGCAGACACAGACCUCAUCAAAAUUCAGCGACGAUUGAUUGAUUUGUCGAAAACUGAGAAGCGUGUUCGCUCUUAGCGCCCGGCGGCUCACGUAUUGUCAAGUUUCUUUUACAUGAUUGGUUUGUUCCUUAGACCACAAACACAAAGGGAAAGGAAUGUGGUUCGGUUUUCAGCAGCCGUUAGUGGGGAGAAGCGUUGCGUGACGACACUAAAAACGGCUGUGUAGCAGACUAUAGCAACACCGUCCACCUGUUCAUAGAGGUUUCCUUCAAACUGGAAAAAGCUCAUUUUUAGUGGCAGUUCUCAACAGCUCUAUCAAAUCUGACUUCGUGAUGUUGAGAUUGUGUUCUUUGUUGAACCAACCGUACAUUUUGUACGUUAAAGUAGAGAAAAUUACGUUUUGAAAUGGGAACACAUGAUUUGAGAAAUGGUAAAGGUGUAACGUGCAACCAUCGAGUUACGGCUGCACGCGGGAGGUUGCCAUUAAGGCACGAAAGAAGCGUAAGAGUUGUUCGAGGCUAACUCUAACUUAUUGAAUGCUAAGCAAACCUCCCAAGUGCAUCCAUAACUCUAUGGUUGCACGCUGGACGUUUACCAUUUCUUAAUUUGACUAAAUGGCAUUCCUCUCGUACCUAUGUUAUGUACCUUCAAACGAAUUCUGGGGAAUAGGUAAGCGACUUUACUAGCUUUUGUGGUGAAUUAACUUCUUAAUAUAUUUGAAUGGAAUUGUAUCAUUAGAGGACAUUUCAUAGCCCCGCUGAGAAACGAAAUUUCUCUUCGAAUGUUGAAAAAUAGCGCUCAGUUGUGAAACAUUUUUCAACACUCGCUGAAGAUAAAUUUCGAAGCUGCACGCGGCCAUGUAAUUCUCCCAUAUUUUUCGCUGCGAAAGGUGCGAUUUAUCAUGUAACCAUAGCAAAGGCAAUAUUUUCACGCGUGAAGAUAACAUGUUCUUUUCACGAGCGAAAGCUCACCUGGUUAAUAGAUGAAAAAGAAUUUCUUUUAUUUCAGAUGGCCUUUCCCUCCGACAAUGCUAAACGCAUUUUAUUCAUACAAUCAAAACAAAAUGGGUAAGAACUCUUUCACACUGUAAAAUCAACUUAAAUUUGCUCUCGUUUGUUUGUUUUUGUUUUUUUGAAGAUGUCUUUUAGCGAUGAUAUCAAACCGGCGAGCCGUUUAUCGUUUAUUUUUCCGGGUUAUCCUUUGGUGCAACAAGGACAAAGUUUCACUGCGUCUACAAAAUUAACAGCCUGUUUUGGCUAGGCUGGUUAUCCAGCCUGCCCAACUGGCGGCAGGCGGCUAGCUCAUCCAACCUUGUACCUGACAACUAAAGUACAAUUAUGCCGUCGCUAAACGUGGCUAUUUGCUUCUAGGAAGUACAUCAAAGGAGGCUAGCGGCGAUUGUUAUUAAAAGAAGGGCGGGGUAAAUUUACCCUUUCCUACCCGUUCUAGCCUUCUUUUACAUUAUUAAAAGAAAAAACAUUUUAAAAAAUGAAAUAAGAAGACGGAUAUCAUUUAUAUUUAUUUAUGAAACCCAAACCUAGAAAAAAAGGAACUCGUUUGUUUUCCCAAGUGUAUGCUUUGACCAACGGGAGGUUGGAUAUGGGCAGUGAAGGGGAAAUUAAGUACCGUUUUAAAAGACGCUCUUUAUGGAGUCUUUACAGGCUAAUGAACCUUUACAUCAUGCGGAUCUCUUAUUUCAGGUGUGUUCAUACAAAGCACGAAACUUACUGCUGUCUUUAAUGCGCGCAUCCAUUUAGAGAGAAACCUGAGACGAUUUCCAGAAACUGCGACACAUGUGACUUAAAGGGACACAGUCAGCUAUGGGACCGCGCUGACCUGGACACUGCUUUUGUCAGUUUGAAAAGAGUUUACAACCGGAAAUCAAAUGAACGCGUGGGCUACAUCUAGAAAUCCCCUUCAAUCUUGCUUAGUGUUUCAUUUGACCCUCGAUCUUUUACUGAAAACCUCUUUUUGGGCAAACUUUAACUCAUCCUAUGACAUUAUUUCAUCAUAUUUGGUUAUAAACAGAAUCCAAAGGAACAUAAACAGAAGAGGUGAGAAACGCCUAGGUGCCGGGCGGGAGAAAUCGCUUUCCUUUACCAAAAUAACAAAAGGAAUGAAUCGAUAACAUUGGCGAGCAAAUAAUCGUUAUAUGUAGUGGGAAAAUCGAUGGAAAAGGUUACAUAUGUUUGGAAAAUCAAGCUUUCUGGACCUUGAACCUUCGGCAAUGAUUCAUGCCGACUCCGUGUCAUUUCCCACUUCUACUCAUGAUCGAAUUCAGAAGUAUUCGUCGAUGUUUGGCUUUCCCUGGACAAAUCCAUCUGUAAAUUUUCAGUGGUAUAUAAAAAAUGUGUGCUGUGGUGUGGCUUAUGGUCUAUAAUCACGAUUUGGACUUGUAACUAGUUCAACUCUUCAAGGUUUGUUUUGAGUAUUCCGGAUACUCUUCUCUCUUUCUGUUUCACGCGCGUGUCUGUGACAUGCAAAUCAGCUAAGAAAUGGUAUCUACUGCGCACGUGCAUCAGCUGACUGUGUCCCUUUAACUUUCUAGCUCUGUUCUUCUGCCUCGUGCCUUAUUACGAACUGUAAAAGGGCACUUUCAAAUACACUGUAAGUAUGAUGCCUCGUCUUUCUCUGGUUUCAGUUUUUCCUGCUGCCAUUUUGCAACCUCCAUUCUACAAUGUGCGGUAUCCGAGGUAUUAUAAAUUAAAUAAUCAUGUUAAGACAAAGGUACCGCCUUUACACGGUUUACGUGCUUUGUUCGCGGCUACAAAAACAUUGAAUCCUCUAUACGCUAUUUCUUUUAGUGUAAUUAACUAUGGUGCAAUUGGAGGAAUAAUGGCGCACGAAAUUACACAUGGAUUUGACAACAAAGGUAAUCACACACUAUAAUUCAUAGAAGAAAGUGGGGUUAGGUUAAAGGGUUUAUGGUUAAGGUUUUAGGGUUAGGAUUAGAGUCGCGGUUACGGUUAGUGUUAGGGCUUAACAUUUUCAAUUAAUCACACAUCUGAUUCUCUACUAAGGUUCAUCUGGCGUUAGUGUACUCACGAUGAUUUUAAAAGACUUUUGGUGACCUACACUUUGUAAACGGCUGAUUACUGAACCAUACAACGAUACAAUUAAAACUGUGAUGUGUUUUGUGAUGACGUUUUCAUCCCUCCCUUUUUCCUGCGAUCUUACUGGAUAAAAAAUAGGUCAAUAAGCAAUCUGAUUUAGAUUCAAUGAAAUUGCAGUCUUCUGGUUGAAAAUGAAAGUUAAUUGAGGAAGCCAGUCAGUAUGUGUUAUAGCUGGAAAUGAGCGUUUAGAAGAUGAGUAUGGUGAUAAUGCCGCACUUUCAACAAGAUGAGCUAUAGAUUUUUUUCCAUAGGUAAAUUGUAUGACGUAAAUGGAAAUCGGAGAAAAUGGUGGAGAAACGCGACGUUAGUUAAUUUUCAACAAAAAUCCCGUUGUUUGGAGGAACAGUAUUCAAAUUUUACUUUUUAUGGGCAUAAGGUAAGUUAUAUAACAGUUCAAAUAAACAAGUGCUAUUAAACCAUUCGCUCCUGGAGAUUUUGCCGAAAAACGCGUUUUGAAGCUAGUCGAGUGGUUUUCUGGUCACUGUCGUGCUAUAAAGAGCUAAAACUUACCACAAACCGGUUUACAGGUCGUACACUUCACGGCCUNUCAGUAUGUGUUAUAGCUGGAAAUGAGCGUUUAGAAGAUGAGUAUGGUGAUAAUGCCGCACUUUCAACAAGAUGAGCUAUAGAUUUUUUUCCAUAGGUAAAUUGUAUGACGUAAAUGGAAAUCGGAGAAAAUGGUGGAGAAACGCGACGUUAGUUAAUUUUCAACAAAAAUCCCGUUGUUUGGAGGAACAGUAUUCAAAUUUUACUUUUUAUGGGCAUAAGGUAAGUUAUAUAACAGUUCAAAUAAACAAGUGCUAUUAAACCAUUCGCUCCUGGAGAUUUUGCCGAAAAACGCGUUUUGAAGCUAGUCGAGUGGUUUUCUGGUCACUGUCGUGCUAUAAAGAGCUAAAACUUACCACAAACCGGUUUACAGGUCGUACACUGCACGGCCUUCUAAUCCAGAUGCAAAAUAUCAGCUUGCAAAGUUCGGGCAUGCGCAGAAAGCAAAAUUUUUUGGGUUUAAAAGUGACACGGCAGUCUUGACUUUUACUUUUCGCUUUCUCUCCUCCCCUCUUUUUUCGCUUUUCUUGCCUCAUUUUUUUUUCUCUUGCUAGGCAUUUAGUAGGCUUCAUUUUGGUGGGAAUAGUUUUUAGGAAAGUUUUUAGGAUCUUAGGAUUAGGUGAAAGGAAAGGUAGGUGAGCAAUGGAACAAGAUUUUCAUGGAGAUUUUCAGGUCAAUGUUACAUGGUUUUUUGCCUCUUUCUCCGGUGUACUUGACUGAAUUGAGCUCAUUCUGGUAUGGUUUGAAAGAUCUCUUCACUCUGCACAAGUUAGCGGACAAAGUUGUCCUUGACCUUUAAAACUGACGACGUCACAAAGGGUAGAAAGGAAGUGGAUCCGUACGGGCGGUUACGGGCGGUUCAGGGGCGAAUGGGUUAAACGCUAAUCUUUUAAGAUCAUAUGAGAUCAUAUGUAGGUAAGUGAUAUAAAUGAUAACCACGCAAAAUCUGAACAGGGAUACACCGCGGUCUAACCGAGUCUAAGGAGAUUCAAGCUUUUUUAACCGCCUACUACUUGUGUCAAUGCAUAUUUUCAGGUUAAUGGUGAGACAACUUUAUCAGAAAAUAUUGCAGACAACGGCGGUGUAACAGUGGCGUUUGAGGUUUGUGUUGAUAAGUAAAUUUAAACUCACUGACAAACCCUCCCGCGUCAACUAACUCUUACCUACGUGAAAAAGGGUAGCACUCUAAACGUAAGAUUUUGUAUCUUUUUGCGGUGGCAAAUCUCAAGUUGACAAAGUUAAGGUGUCUGAAGACAGUUCUGAUAAGUUGUGAGUGGUUACCGUCCAUCGGGAUGCUUUUUUAAACUCGAUCCAGUUAUUAAGCUUAGAUUUAGCAUUGAUAAAAUCAAUUUAUAAAACUUCACGUUUUUAGAUAAAACUUGAAUAAUUUAAAACAACAAGUUUUGAAUUUAGAGGUUUAAACAAGAUCCAGUCGUUAGGUUUCCUUAUGAUUUUGCACACAUCUUACAAUUAACCAUUCUCAUUUUUAACUUGACCAAAAUGACUGCUCUCAAUUGAUUAUAAAAUAACUGAGAUAAUAUGCGCGAUCUGAUUGGUAAAACCUAUGGUUUAUUAUACCGGUAAACCCAUAGAAAAAGGCAUCCGGACCACGAGCCAUAAACAAAACCCGCUAUUGAUCUGCAAACAAAGAUUUUAGAAAGGCUCAAAAACAGAACAAUUUACUUACCCAGCCCUUCUUUAUACAGCGAAACCUCUAUUAAGCGGACACCUUCGGGACCUUCCUAAGUGUCCGCUUAACAGAGGGUGUCCUCUUAAUGGAGGUUGUAAAAGUUGCGCAAUGUUUGUUAGCGAUCAACAAUCAACGAUUACUCUGUACUGUGAUAAAGUUGCAUGUUGUUAGUAUAGGUAAUCACAUGAUUUUGAGUGCAAUUUGGAAUAAAUAAGCACGAGUAAAUUUUUCAAAGACCAACAAAAGUGCACGAGCCCGUAGGGCGAGUGCACUUUGUGGUCUUUGAAAAAUUUACAAGUGCUUAUUUAUUCCAAAUUGCAGGAGAAAAAUCAUGUGAUUACUUAUUAAUAAUAUACACGAAAAAAAUAACUAUAACAAAAAAAUUUGACGNUUGUUAGCGAUCAACAAUCAACGAUUACUCUGUACUGUGAUAAAGUUGCAUGUUGUUAGUAUAGGUAAUCACAUGAUUUUGAGUGCAAUUUGGAAUAAAUAAGCACGAGUAAAUUUUUCAAAGACCAACAAAAGUGCACGAGCCCGUAGGGCGAGUGCACUUUGUGGUCUUUGAAAAAUUUACAAGUGCUUAUUUAUUCCAAAUUGCAGGAGAAAAAUCAUGUGAUUACUUAUUAAUAAUAUACACGAAAAAAAUAACUAUAACAAAAAAAUUUGACGGGGCGUGCUUUUUUUAGUUCAUUCAACUGAUUGGCUGAAACAGAUUACAACGUUUGUCAAAUGCAAAGUUUUACAAGACUGACACGUUCAAAAUCAUUCAAAUUAGAACUUGGAAAAGUGUGAGGAUUGAUUUAACACCUUUCAAGCGUUUUACAUUUAUGUAAAGAAAACUCGCUUUACAAUAAUCAGGAAAAGUAAACGUUCAAUCAGAAUCAUCCUCAAUAAUGAACGCUCGGCGUUUACAAGAACUGGGCUGUCGUUUUGAAAUCUCAGGAGCUCGCUUCGAGCGGCCAAUGAUGAAAGACACUUGACAGUUGUUGAACGUGUUCAUGAUAGUCUGUUCCUGGGACCUCAUCAUGGUCGGAUUCACGGAGAAAUUCUGAGCUUGAAAACCUGAAAGUGAUGGAGGGAAUUGGUUUUCUUUCGUCGCUGUCAUCGAUAGGCCGGCCAAUGUGUGUGGUACGGGCACUUUCGUGUUUACCGGAGCGAGUGGAGCCACAGUUGUUGUGAUGUCGGAAACUGCCAUUCGCUUUUCCUCAGCACUGGGGUUUUCAUAAUUUCGUUUGAAUAUUGCACUGGAGAGCCGUCGUUGUUCUUCCUCGUCGGCUUCAUCGUAAUCGUCAAGGGAUUGUACGCUUCGGUGGCCUGUGACCCUCACAAUAUCUGAGCGUUCAACGUUUGCUUUCUUUAGCUUGCUCACUGUUGUCUUUCUAGCACUGUGAUUCGUGAACUUUUUGUGAAUUUCUUCAAGGCUAGUACCCGCCAUAGUGUUUUUCAUCAUGUUGCUAAUCGUGUUUACUCCCAUUGGUUGAGUUUUGAACCAGAUGUUGUCAUUCAGUGCUCGCAGUGGCUCGUAGUCGUCACCGUUUUUGUUUUUUACUUCAGCGUAGAAUGUUUCAAGUAGCUUGUUUAGUUUUUCUGGCUCGUUUUCCUCGAUUUUGUUGACAAUAUUUUUCUGUUUGCACCACGUCUCCCAUACAUUCAGCCAGAAAGACGUACUCUUUACUGUGUUUGGUUUUUUGAAAAACUUUUUUAGCUCUUCAAUCGUUGUUUCACUUGCAAAACCAAAUCGUUGUUUGCUGAAAACCCCGGCCAUUUUCCUCCGCGUCUUAUCUCAAAAUUUCCGCCAAUAUGUUGCUAUAGAAACAGCUUUAAUCUGAUUGGUUCUUGUUGGUUUCUUUUGUGUUUUUAGCCAAUCAGAAAGCAUUUGUAAUUUGCACUCGUGUUACAAGUUUGCACUCGUGUUACACAUUUUGCACUCGUGUUACAGAAGAGCUGCACUCCUUUCUCAGCCAAUCAGAAUUGAGUAAUUUUUUCGUGUAUAUUAUUAAAGAAGCUAUCCAGAGUUCAAGUUCAUUACCUUUCAUUACGAACUUUAAUUUGUUUGUAAAUGCAAAAACAUUAACUGACUUCAGUACGUAUUUCAAGGACGUAAUCCAAUACUACUAUUGCCAAUUGAGUCCGGUGUCCUCUUGAUAGAGGUUUUUGACGAUAGAAAUUAGCCAAAUACAUUUUAUUUGUCUUUGUCCGCUUAAUAGAGGUGUCCGCUGAAUAGGGCUUCAUGAUAAAGGGAAAUAUAAGACGUUAAUUUCGAGACCUGGCUUAGUGUCCGCUUAAUAGAGGGUGUCCGCUGAAUAGAGGUUUCACUGUAUUAAAAAGCGCUGGUUUCCACAUUUCAUUACUGAGCGUCACAAUUCGCUACUGCUAUAGCUUUUAAGUUACAAAGUACAAAGCUGGAAAGCAGUUUACAUUUCACGACGAUGCCAAAUCGCAGAGAAAGACAACAACUGUGUGAAUUUCUGAUGUAGAAGGUCUCUAGGAAAACUUAACCAUAUACCAGCCAGCAACAAGACGGAUAGUUUCAGUAGCAUUCUUGAACUAUUUUAUGUCAAAAUUAAAUUCCUGAACGAAAGAAAUUGUUCCUAAGAGAGAUCUGAUCAAGUUCUGAUACAACAUCGGCAGCUGCAGGUUAUAAACAAGCUGUAAACGAUGAUGAAAGAUGUCAGUGUUUCGUGCUGGUUUUUUUUUCUAACAUUUGCGCAAAUCAUUCGGUAAUAUCGAUGCCAUAACUUUCUUCAAACCACCUGACUUCACAAGUCGGCAAAUAUUAACGCCAAUAUGUGGCUGCAGCAAAGAAACGUUUCUCCAGAUUUAGAGUUACCACUGACAUAUUUCCAUCGGUCGUUGUACGUACGUAAGUUACAUGCGCAUCGCGUAGAAUGCCCGGUCACAUCCGGGAAUUUAACUGGCCUGAGCCGCAUUCGAGCCACGAUUUGGUCUUUAAAAUAUGGCGGAAUAAUAAGACUAAGCGACUUUGAGAGUUUUUUGUCUCUGACUGUGAGUUACUCGUAACCAAAUCUCAAUGGGUACCACCGGAAUACUUAUAUCAAAAAACACCAAAUUCAAGAUCUUCCCUUCGAUUAAUGCCAGCUUAUCGGAUUUCACUGGGUUUUUCGCGCUAAAAACCAACCAAAAAAUCGCCAUUUUUGUAUGGAUUUUCACUUGCGUAGACUUUCGCGGAAAGAUUACAACCAAAGUUUGCAGAAAUCGCUAACGGUACCACCCGAUAUCUUGACAUCUCUCGUCUGCCUUUAAAACCACCACAGUCUUUUAAACCAAGGAAUGUGAUAAAAACUGUUUUUUUUUUUGUUUUGUUUUCCUUUGAAUUUGACCUGAACCCGUGAGGGGUAGCCAGCGCGAGGAAAAUUUCCAGAAGACGUCUUCGAAAGCCCAAAAAAAUUCUCCGCGUUUCGGCCGCCAUCUUUUUUAUUUUUCAAACUUGUUUCCAGUACUCCUUGACCGUUUUGUUGUUUUUACCUCAUGUAUGCUUUAUUUAGAUGUGUCACGGAUAAAACAGCAAAAUACUAACCCCCAACCGGACGGGAAAUUUUUUGUUGACCUCAAUGGACCGAGAAUUCUACGCGACGACAACUUCGCAAAUAGUACAGCCACUUCGUUACCGCAGCAGUUCAUGAUCAUGAAAAAGUCCAGAAAACAGAUCUUAAAACACCGCAGCUUGUAAAAUGUGAUUGAAGUCCUCCAUUACAAUAGCUGCCAGUUCCGUCUCCAAGCAGAAAAUUACGGAUCGACUCAACAGAAAAUAGCUGCCUACAGUUUGGAUCAGGUAAUAGCAUGAUUUGUAGCAAUAUUUGGCACAAAUACCACGAGUGAUAUUUCGAAAUUGUUACCCAUAUUUUCACAAGCCGUUAGGCGAGUGAAAUUUGAGACAAUUUUGAAAUAUCACGAGUGGUAUUUAUGCCAAAUAUCACGUACAAAUCAUGCUAUUAUUUGUUUAUGCUACUACACGUAAUGGUUUUUGUAAUUUUCACAAAUUAAGCUGAAAUACCACUGCUCUAAGCCAAUCAAAUUGCAGAAAUUUGUCAUGUAGUAGUAUACACAUAAUGUCAGGUCCCUCGGGAAACAGUGAGUUUUGUUUGUCUCGGGAAACAUCAGGGCUCUCGGGAAAACAAAACUAACUGCUUCCCGAGGGAACCGACAUCAAGUGUUUUGUUAUAUUUUUAGACUUUCACUUCAACAGCGACAGAAGAAUAACCGGAGCUAAUAAAAACAGUCGACUCGUCACUAAUAAGAACACAAAUUUAAUUUUCAAAACCGCUGAAUGAAUGAUUUACAAAGUACUUUCCUUAUAUUAUCUGCAUCUUUUUCCUCCACUAGCUGCUGUUUCUCUUCCGGGAUAACUUUGAAAAUCGUUUGCUAUUUAGCUUGAAGCUUCAUGUUUGUGUUGUUGUGUUCAUUGACUGUCACGCCACUUUCCAACAUGCUUUGAUCACGUGCUGUAAUGUAGCAUUGCUUAAUGUAUCACGAUCGGGAUACAUUUGAUUUUAGUCAAGGCCAUGUGAUCAAGAAUAAGCCAACGGCAGUCCCUGUUUUUUUCUACUUCUGUAGUAAACAAACCAUGCACGUAUUCUUUCAUUGUACGUUCGCAUGAAUAUGAGUUGACUUCCUGUAAAACAGCUUUCAUAAGUUGUCAUGUAAUGAGUGCAAAAACUCGUGUUUUGAAGUGUUGCUGUUUGUUGUUUGACUGAACAGUGUUUUGAAAAAGUUCGGCGCUAUUAAGUCGUGAGUUAUGAUUGGCUUAUGAUGACUUUAGAAAGAAGACAUGACUUGAUCAUGGUAAUAAAACCACAUUUUUUACCUCAAAGACUCCGUUCUACUAAAAGAUAUUUUAUAAAAGCAAAAAGCUUGUAAAUCACUCGCCAGUUCGCUCGUGAUUUGCAAGCUCUUCUAGUGUUCUCCUAACAUCCGGCGUGGGUUAUCACGCCGGUAAACCCGUAGAAAGUGAUGAAAGUAAGUCCAGUCUCGCAUUGUUCCUUAUGGUUGAUUUCCACUGUCACGUAAUUUUUCCGUGCGAACGCACGUAAAAUUUACGCGCGUAAAUGAAAUAGAGGCAAUGUAUGAAACGCCACAGGUAAAUGUGAAAGUUAAGCAAGGUUCAACUUUUACGUUUACGCGUCACCUUCAUACCUUGCCCCUAUUUUAUUGACGCGCUUAAAACGAAACUACGCGACAGGGGAAAUCCACCUUUAAGUAGGCAAGCACAACACCUGAGUGGAUGAUGAGACAAGAGAAACGAAAAAAUAUUGUGUUUUCAGAGGAACUUCUGCGCAUUUUUCUCUACUUGUUGGCCGACCCCAAUGGCUGUAGUAACACCAUUAUAUUUUCAUGAUAAAGAUGUUUUUAUUAUUCUCAAUGUUGAUCAAAGUCUCUAGUCUUGAUUUUGUAUACAGGCGUACCGGAAGUGGGUUCGUGAACAUUGGGAAGAACCAAGACUUCCUGGAGUGAUGCUGACCAAUGAUCAGGUUUUCUUUAUAAGCUAUGCAAGGGUAAGGCUGGCGUUUAAUGUAAAUAAGAGCAAGUUUGACAAGAUUCCAGUCUACAGCCAAAUUUAUGUAAAAUUAUGGACAAUUUCUACGAUUCAGUGCGUGCGCUAAAAACAGCGCGCCAAGGUUUGCCGUCCAUUCCAUGAAAUUAAAGUUUGUAUUGCUUACUUUCUUUACACUUACCACCGUUUUCCUUGAUACGCGACUUUUCAAAUCGAAACACCCGCUGAAACGUUUCCAAAAUUUCCGUCAAUUUCCGUCAAUACACGUCAUACCAUAUAUGAAAGUGUUAAUACCUCCACGCGCGACGGAAAGAUGGCGGAUUCGACAGAUAGCUUCGAAUUCACCAGUCAGUACAAUGAAAUGUUCGAAGAUAGAUCCGUCGAACUACCAGAUUUGGAAGAAACACAAAUAUGGGAUAGCCCAAACGUAAAUCUGGAUAUUGCUGGAUUAUUUGUGUUCUGGUAAAGAUUUCGAAUCUUUUUUACAAACGUCUUCCCUACGUGAAGUAGUCUAGCAACACGUUCGACAGUAAAUCCCUGAACGAGUAAAUACACUACUCGCCAACGCAAAUUUAACGAAUAAAUUGCCACCAUGUUUACAUGUAACUUCGACCGGCCGCCAUAUUUUAAAUUUUCAGGUCCAGUCCAACACUUCCAUAUAUGGUAUGACGAGUAUGAUUGACGGAAAUUUUGGAAACGUUUCAGCGGGUGUUUUGAUUUGGAAAGUCGCGUAUCAAGGAAAACGGUGGUGGUAAGUUCCCUACUACUGUACUCCUGACGUACAUGUAAAUUGAAUGCCAAUCCCUUAUGUGUAUUUCUAACCUAGCUGUUCUUUUCAUGUACUUGUUUAUUAACAGAACUGGUGCAGCCACUACAGCAAAAUAGCUGCCGGAAUUGCUACAAAAUAUUUUGAUCACAGUCCUAUGCCAUGGAGGUAUACUCUAGCAGAAUAUUACUAAGGCCGGGUAUUCCGGUACAAAUUAGUGCUUUAGGAUAAUCAACACGCUAAAUGUUAUUCUUUGUUUAUUACUCGAAUCUACUUAGAGAUGUCAGUUUUAGUUUUACUAAAAGCUUGAGUAGAAUAUAAGAAAAUGAGAGCCCCCUGUAAUAUACUCUCCAAACUUCCAUUCAACUUGUUUCUAACUUCCCUAAGAUCUCCUGAAUUCGGUUCCAUGCUAUACUUACUCUUUUUUUGUGGCACAAUCGUCACUAUUCAUCUAAGUUAAUUAAUGAGGAGGCACUUCUCUUAUAGACUUAUCUUUGAGGAAUUCAGUUUUACGACAUUAAUUUGAGGAUUCUCAAAGGGUGAUUUACAGUCGGUAAACUAUGAUAUUAAAACGAGAGAAACAGGGCUUACAUAACUUUUACAUGCCACCAAACGUUGCAGCGCAUAAACCCUUGAGGGGUCGCUUGGUUAGUAUUGUAUUUUUCUUUUGUAUUUGCAGGGUUAAUGGUACAUUGAGGAACAUUCCGGAGUUUUCAAAGGCAUUUAACUGCCCAUUAGGAUCACCGAUGAACCCUAUAAAGAAAUGUAAAGUCUGGUGA